This is a messenger RNA of Trypanosoma rangeli, 1152 nucleotides long. RefSeq names its product putative ARP2/3 complex subunit. The record is from RefSeq and is a predicted model, not a curated record. Gene Ontology annotation, molecular function: actin filament binding. Bases 1 to 1152 code for a protein of 383 amino acids. Gene Ontology annotation, cellular component: actin cytoskeleton; Arp2/3 protein complex. Gene Ontology annotation, biological process: Arp2/3 complex-mediated actin nucleation. The transcript has a single exon. Lineage: Eukaryota; Euglenozoa; Kinetoplastea; Trypanosomatida; Trypanosomatidae.
AUGGUUACCCCAAGGCGGAAGGAUACCAUCUGCGAGGCGGCCAUUGUUGCUUUUUCCUUCAAUAAGGACUGCUCGGAGGCCGUCUUUUCGCCGAACAAUCACCUCCUGCAUAUUGUGUCCUGCAAAGAUAAGACGGAUUGCACCACGUGGGAAAUUUAUGCCACCUUGGAGCAACACGAUCAAUCUGUUUCCGCCACCGCCUGGCAUGGCUUCACGGAUCGUAUUCUUUCGUGCUCGCAGGAUCGUACCGCGUUUGUGUGGCAGCGUAGUGCCAAGGGAACGUGGAAGCCGCAAAUGGUGAUGCUGGAUGCAGGUGUGAAGCGGGGUCUGACAAGCUGCGCAUGGAAUCAUUCAGGUUCCAAGGUUUAUGUGGGUUCUGCCGCGUCGAAUAUUGCUGUUGGGCGAUUUGAUGUGGAAAAUGAAUGGUGGGUAUGUCGUUUGCUUGAGGGGCACACAAGUACAGUGACGGCACUUGCACCGCAUCCGUCAGAUGAUGCGCUGUUAGCUUCUGGAGGCACUGACGGGAAGCUGAGACUUGUUUCCACGUUUAUGAAGAAGGUUGAUGGCAAGAAGACGGUUUCCUUUGGUCACGUCUACCUGGAGAAGGAAUUUAGGGCAUGGGUUCACGCUAUUGCCUGGGCGCCAUCAGGCCAACGCUUUGCAGUUGCAACCCAUGAUAGUCGGGUGCAUGUCUUUGAUGUGCCCUCCGUUGAGAGUCUUUGCGAGGGAACGGAAGAGGUCUUAGGGAUGUAUCGCAUCAACUUGGCGAUACUUCCUCUCAAAUCGCUUGCAUUCGUGUUGGAGGAUCACCUUGUUGGAGGGGGUUUUGACUACUUCCCAGUACUCUUCAAACCGUCUGCCAAUGGCGGUGGCUGGAGGUUGGCGGGCAAGUGGACCGCGGGCCAGACGAAAAGGUUGAAGACAGCGCAGCAGGUUGCUCGUGAAAAGUUUCAGAACGAGGCACGCAUGGGUCAGGCAGAAGUUGUUGACGAGGAGCAGGUGCGCCACAAGAACAACAUAGUUGGCGUCCUCCCUCUCCCAGGCGAUGGUACUACUUUCGCCUCAGACAUGAAGGGACUUGUUUUUGCCACGGCAAGUCUUGAUGGGCGUGUUGAAGCAUGGACUAUGGGAGAAAUGGUAUCUAUUACGUAA